Messenger RNA from Ornithorhynchus anatinus (platypus), 911 nucleotides. RefSeq names its product DIRAS family GTPase 1 (gene DIRAS1). Gene Ontology annotation, cellular component: plasma membrane. Gene Ontology annotation, biological process: signal transduction. NCBI's taxonomy places the organism in Eukaryota, Metazoa, Chordata, Mammalia, Monotremata, Ornithorhynchidae. The coding region runs from base 189 to 785 and encodes 198 amino acids. Gene Ontology annotation, molecular function: GDP binding; GTPase activity; GTP binding. The record is from RefSeq and is a predicted model, not a curated record. The transcript is spliced from 2 exons.
AGGGGGGGGGGGAGCGGAGAGACUGCGGCUGAGCCGGAGCCCAACCCGAGCCCCAACCCGAACCCGAACCCCGUGCAGCAGCGGGAGCCCCGGACGAUGCGCUAGCGGAGAAGGAGCCGGAGCCGCCCGGGGAAGGAGCAAGGAGCAGAGCCCGGGCCCAGGUGUCCCCGCCACAGCUGGCACCGAAGAUGCCGGAGCAGAGCAACGACUACCGGGUGGUGGUGUUCGGCGCGGGAGGCGUGGGCAAGAGCUCGCUGGUCCUGCGCUUCGUCAAGGGGACGUUCCGCGACACGUACAUCCCGACGAUCGAGGACACCUACCGGCAGGUGAUCAGCUGCGACAAGAGCGUGUGCACCCUGCAGAUCACCGACACGACGGGCAGCCACCAGUUCCCGGCCAUGCAGCGCCUGUCCAUCUCCAAGGGCCACGCCUUCAUCCUGGUCUUCUCGGUCACCAGCAAGCAGUCCCUGGAGGAGCUGCGGCCCAUCUACCAGCAGAUCCUGCAGAUCAAGGGCAGCGUGGACACCAUCCCCGUCAUGCUGGUGGGGAACAAGUGCGAUGAGACGCAGCGGGAGGUGGACACGCGGGAGGGCGAGGCCGUGGCCCGGGAGUGGCAGUGCGCCUUCAUGGAGACCUCGGCCAAGAUGAACUACAACGUCAAGGAGCUGUUCCAGGAGCUGCUGAACCUGGAGAAGCACCGCAGCAUGAGCCUCAACAUCGACGGCAAGCGCUCCAGCAAGCAGAAGAGGACAGAUAAAAUCAAGGGCAAGUGCAGUCUCAUGUGAAGUCCUGGCCCUACCCUCUCGCCCCCACCGGCUCCCACUGGAGCCUGUCCCACCCCCCCCAUCUGGCCCCAGCCCACUUCCUCCUUCUCCUCCUCUUCCUCUUUCUCCUCCUCUACUUCCUUCUAC